This is a messenger RNA of Daphnia magna, 815 nucleotides long. RefSeq lists its product as uncharacterized. The transcript has 3 exons. The record is from RefSeq and is a predicted model, not a curated record. NCBI's taxonomy places the organism in Eukaryota, Metazoa, Arthropoda, Branchiopoda, Diplostraca, Daphniidae. The annotation marks the transcript as partial.
UAUGUCCCAUCAAGAGUUACUGACCGACCAGCUUUUAUCUCUAUUGACGUGGAUUCAAUUGAUCCGACAAUUAAUCCCCCUGUAGGACAACAAAUAAACCACAGUGAAUCCGAAUCAUAUCCAGAAGAAGAUCUCGGUCAAGAAGACUAUUGUCCUUUGAAUAUUGCGGAAGAACAUUUGCCUAAUACCUCAAGUCAACCAGCAAUAUUAGAUGUCAGCCAGUGUAAUAUUCCCAUCGCUGAAGAAGACACUACUUUAGAACAGACUGUGCCUACAAAAACACAUGUCAGCCCUUCUGAUUUAAGACCAUAUCCAAGAGUAAGCCAAGAUCCAACUUCAAUGUUGCCAAAAAAGAAAAAGAGAAGUGGUAGAAGCAGAGUUUUAACGGACACUCCAGAGAAGGACCAAAUUGAAGUUGAACAUAACAAGAAGGUUGAGAAAGAAAGUCAACGGUUAAAAAGAUGUUUAUUAAAAGAAAUUCAGGUGAACAAUAAGAGAAAUACCACUUAUAGUAAGCCAGCUGCAGUAGAGAAACGUCAUAGACAGAGAAAGGAACCACAAGAUAAUGUAAACAACAAAGAAAAUGAUACUCACGUAAACAAAAAUUGUGAUGAACCUCCUGUUUCUUGCACUACGAGAUCUGGGCGUGUUUCUCGCCGUAAAGUAAUUAAUGAUGUUUAGAUGUAAUCAAAUUGUUUCGUUUUGUGCCUACAACAAAGAACCCAUUUUUCUAAAACAAAAUCUGUGUCUAUAAAAACUUUUGUAUUUCAGAGGCAUCUAAAGCAUAAUCAAGAAAAUAAACUUUCUUCACAGUA